Molecule: messenger RNA, 1236 nt
Organism: Boleophthalmus pectinirostris (great blue-spotted mudskipper)
Lineage: Eukaryota; Metazoa; Chordata; Actinopteri; Gobiiformes; Gobiidae
Product: eukaryotic translation initiation factor 3 subunit H
Exons: 8
Coding region: 58-1083 (341 amino acids)
Cellular component (GO): eukaryotic 43S preinitiation complex; cytosol; eukaryotic translation initiation factor 3 complex
Molecular function (GO): protein binding; translation initiation factor activity; metallopeptidase activity
Source: RefSeq, a predicted model, not a curated record
GUCCGUAUUCCGUCGCUGAAAACUUCCUACCUUCUUUCCGCGUGUAGCGGUUUACGUAUGGCAUCACGUAAAGAGACCGGUUCAUCAUCUAACGCCGGUAUGUCUUCUACAGGUGGCACCCUGGACUCUCCCGUGAAACAGAUCCAGAUUGAAGGCCUGGUGGUGCUGAAGAUUAUCAAGCAUUACCAGGAGGAGGGCCAGGGCAGCGAAGUGGUCCAGGGAGUCCUGCUGGGGCUGGUGGUGGACGAUCGUCUGGAGAUCACAAACUGCUUCCCGUUUCCCCAGCACACAGAGGAUGACGCCGACUUUGAUGAAGUCCAAUACCAGAUGGAGAUGAUGCGUUCACUGCGUCACGUCAACAUUGACCAUCUGCAUGUGGGCUGGUACCAGUCCACCUACUACGGCUCUUUUGUCAGCCGGGCACUGCUCGACUCCCAGUUCAGCUACCAGCAUGCCAUUGAGGAGUCUGUUGUGCUCAUCUACGACCCUAUCAAGACAGCCCAGGGCUCCCUGUCCCUGAAGGCCUACAGGCUGACUCCCAAACUAAUGGAAAUCUGCAAAGAAAAAGACUUCACACCUGAGGGUCUGAAGAAAGCCAACAUUGGCUUUGAGCACAUGUUUGAGGAAGUGCCCAUUGUGAUCAAAAACUCUCACCUCAUCAGCGUCCUGAUGUGGGAGCUGGAGGACAAGUCCACCGUUAGCGACAAACAUGAACUGCUCAACCUUUCCAGCAGUAACCACCUGGAGAAGAGCCUUCAGCUUUUGAUGGACAGAGUUGAUGACAUGAGCCAGGAGAUCGUCAAAUACAACACCUACAGCCGCAACCUGAGCAAGCAGCAGCAGCAGAAGCACCAGUACCUCCAGCGCAGACAGCAGGAGAACGCUCAGAGACAGAGCAGAGGAGAACCCCCGCUGCCCGAGGAAGACAUCACCAAAAUGUUCAAGCCCCCCCAGCCCCCACCACGGAUGGACACACUUCUUAUCGCAGGGCAAAUUAACAACUACUGCCAGAACGUGAAAGAAUUUACCUCACAGAACCUGGGAAAGCUGUUCAUGGCAGAGGCUCUCCAAGGCCACAACUAGAAAUGAGACAGACAGCCAAACAUCUGAGAGACAACGCGAGCGCCAUAAAGAAAACCUAUUGCUUCACAAUAUCUCCAUUGUUUUUACUUAAAUAUUGGCCACAAAAUUAUCAGAUUUUCAUUUAAAUAAAAGGUCAUUCCCCUGGAAGAAGAA